AGUUCACGGAUCUGAGGCUGCAGGACGACAGGCAGCCAUGCACAGGGCGGCUGGAAGUUUUCUACAAUGGGACUUGGGGUGGUGUCUGCCGGACCCUGAGUGCGGCCUCCCUGGGGGUCCUGUGUGGGCAGCUGGGCUGUGGGUCCCACGGGCAGCUGCAGGCCGGGGCAGGAAGCCGGUCUGCCCCUGAGUUUCUCUGGGUGGGCUCCAUCCAGUGCAGGGACAGGCAUGACCGGUCCCUGUGGCAGUGCCCGUCAGCCCCCUGGGACCAGCAUUCAUGCUCCAGCAGAGAGGAAGCGUGGGUCGUGUGCACAGGCAGCAGAAAUUGGUGUGUUGGGGAGACAGAGGGAAAAAGGAAAUGAAAAAUAUUUUACAAAAUUCAAGCUGCCGAGCUUGCAAAUUCAGAAACGGGUCCCAAUUUCCUAUGCAGAAAAGGCAGGAGAAGUUCCUGAGGACCCCGGGGAGCCCCUCAACUGCUCCUCCUCGCUCGGCUGCCCAGAGGAGGGCGCACUGCGCGUGCGCGGGGGCGAGGACCGCUGCUCCGGGCGCGUGGAGCUCUGGCACGCGGGCUCCUGGGGCACCGUGUGCGACGAUGGCUGGGACCUGGCGGACGCGGAGGUCGUGUGCCGCCAGCUGGGCUGCGGUCGGGCCGUCGCCGCCCUGGGGGCCGCCGCCUUUGGCCCUGGCUCCGGGCCCGUGUGGCUGGACGAGGUGGGGUGCCGGGGCAGCGAGGCGUCCCUGUGGGGCUGCCCUGCGGAGCGGUGGGGACGCGGAGACUGCGCGCACAAGGAGGACGCGGGCGUGCGCUGCUGGGAGCCUGGCCCAGGCCCCCCACUGCCUGCAGCUCCCUUCCGGACAUUCUGGGUGGUCAGUGUCGUCCUGGGAGCCCUUCUUGGUCUUCUCCUUCUGGGCCUCAUGGCCUUUCUGAUUCUGCCUCGAGUCACGCAAGCCAUGCAGAGGGGUCUGGGAAGAUCCGAGGUAUCUCCUGGAGAAGCCAUCUAUGAUGUCAUUGGGGAAAUGCCGCUAGCAGGACUGUACGAGGAAAUCACGGAGGCCGAGGCUGUGCUCCAAGAUGAGGAGGACGGAAGUGUGGUGAAGGUGGACACAGAAGCCGCAGUUUCAGGGGAGGUGUCUAACCUCCUGGAGGGACAGUCUAUACGUGCGGAGGGAGGACACAGCAGACCUGUUUCUCAGGGAUAUGACGAGGCUGCGUUUCCUCUGGAGGAGAUGACGUUGUAAAGCACCCUGAGGAUGAGAUACACCAGCUGGCUGUCGAAAUCACAGCUCUUCAUUUUCUUGUAAAAUUGUAGUGGAUUUCGUGAGAACACCUUGGAUGCCUUUCUCUUGCAAUGUCCUCCACGUCCAUAUAAAAUCCAGUCCUUCCAGGCCCUGCCUGGCUCUAACCCUCAUCCCCUUCGAGGGCCAUCUGCUGUGGACAGUCGUGCUGUGUAACCUUCAGAUUUCCCACACAUUACAGCAAAUGCAAAUACACAUAGAAAUCAGUGGUUCCAUUUGUGGUUUAGAGACACAUGGUGCCAUCUUCAUCUUCUGCUCCACAGCUCGCUUCUGGCACCCAGCAGUGGGUUGCAGAGCUCCCCAUGCCAGAACCUUCCUCUUUUUUCUUAAAAACUCUUCUUAAUUGAAUCCAAAGUAUCUUUUAAAUGUUCUACUUGUGUAAUCAUGUCAUCUGUGAAUAUUCAGAUUUAUCUUCUCCUUCCAGUCCGUGUACAUUUAAUCUCUUUUUCUGUGCCUUAUUUCGGGGGCUGGGACCCUUCAGUCCAGUGUUGAAGAGAGGCAGCCAGUGGAGGUCUUGUCUCAUUCAUGGACUCAGAGCAAAUGUGUUCCACAUUUAAUUUCACUAUGAAAUAUAAUAUUUGAUGUUCGGUUUUGUAGAUGCUAUUUAUCAGAUCAAGGAAAGCCCAGUCUAUACCUAAUUUGUUAAGGGUUUUGCUUUUUAUCAUAAGUGUUGACUUUUUCAAAUUCUUUUUUGUAUCUAUUAAGAUGAUAGAUGAUUGAUAUUCAUAUGUGAAAUUAACCAUGGGUUAAACAAACUUACCUUUAUCAUGAUAUAUUAUUCUUUUUGUAUUUCACAGGAAUUAGUUUGGUAAUAUGUUGGGUCAAUGUUUAAAAAAGAAAAUGAUGUGUAAUUUUUUUCUUUUGUUGUAGUAUUUCUGUUUAAUUUUUGGUAUGAGGAUUAUUCAGGUCUCAUAAGAGUUAGGAGUAUAUUCUCUUUUAAAAAAUAUUUGCUAAUUUACACUCCCACCAACAGUGUCAAAGUGUUCUUAUUUCUCCACAUCCUGUCCAGCAUCUGUUGUUUCCUGACUUUUUAAUAAUCGCCAUUCUAACUGGCAUGAGAUGAUAUCUCAUUGUGGUUUUGAUUUGCAUUUCGCUAAUGACCAGUGAUGAUGAACUUUUUUUCAUAUGUUUGUUGGCUGCAUAAAUGUCUUCUUUUGAAAA
Pan troglodytes (chimpanzee) is the source of this 2457-nucleotide messenger RNA. Its product is annotated as scavenger receptor cysteine-rich domain-containing protein SCART1-like. Gene Ontology annotation, molecular function: serine-type endopeptidase activity. The record is from RefSeq and is a predicted model, not a curated record. Gene Ontology annotation, biological process: zymogen activation. The coding region runs from base 229 to 1239 and encodes 336 amino acids. Lineage: Eukaryota; Metazoa; Chordata; Mammalia; Primates; Hominidae. The transcript is spliced from 6 exons. Gene Ontology annotation, cellular component: plasma membrane.